GGGAGCCACAGAGCCCCCUACAGCCAUUCAAGGGGCAUCUUUGCUCUUUCUGUCUGCUGAGUUCUGCCUUAACUAAGCAAAAGGCCCCGCGUCCCUGCAGAGGAGCAGUUAACCGAUCCCCGGCGUGCUCGCAUUCGCCGCUGACUGCAGGCGCACGUCCAGGCACAUGACUCAGCGCUUGUUAUUCCCUUUUUGGAAUUCAGUCUGGCUGCAGCGAAUCGUGGCUCCUGCUGACCCAGCCCGGUUCGGGUUUUUGCUCGGAAAGAAGCUCUCCUCGCAGGCAAUCGCAGCAGCCAAAGCAGGGAUCCACCAGGACCGAGCACUUGGAAGGGGCGGACCCGGGAGGCCAGGCGUUCCGAAAACCACGGGAGCUCAUUGCCCCUCCUCGGAGGGGAGGGACCCAGGCCGGGGGCCUCGUUCUUUACAAGUCAGCACGCUGGAUCCCAGCUCUCUUCCAUCAGCCGGAGACCGCUCUCCGCAGAGCGCGUCCUCGAGGAUCGCCAGCCGGGUCCACUCUCGGCACAAAGUGUCCCGCGCCUCCAGCCAUGUCGUCCUGCAGCCGCGUGGCGCUGGUCACCGGCGCCAACAAGGGCGUUGGCUUCGCUAUCGCACGCGACCUCUGCCGCCGCUUCUCCGGGGACGUGGUCCUCACUGCCCGGGACGAGUCACGGGGUCAGGCGGCGGUGCAGCAGCUACAGGCGGAGGGCCUGAGCCCGCGCUUCCACCAACUGGACAUCACCGACCUGCAGAGCAUCCGCACCCUGCGCGACUUCCUGCGCCGGGAGUACGGAGGGCUCAACGUGCUGGUCAACAACGCGGGCAUCGCCUUUGAGAGUGAUGACCCAACGCCUUUUGACAUCCAAGCAGAGCUGACGAUGAAGACAAACUUCUUUGCCACAAGAAGCGUCUGCACCGAAUUGCUGCCGAUAAUGAAGCCUCAUGGGAGAGUGGUGAACAUCAGUAGCCUGCAGGGUUCCAAAGCUCUAGAAGAAUGCAGUGAAGACCUGCAAGAGAAGUUCCGAUGCGAGACGCUCUCGGAGGGCGACCUGGUGGACCUUAUGAAGAAGUUUGUGGAGGACACAAGGAACGAGGUACACGAGAAGGAAGGUUGGCCUGAUUCUGCCUAUGGGGUGUCCAAGCUGGGGGUCACGGUCUUGUCGAGAAUCCUGGCCCGGCGCCUGGAUGAGAAGCGAAAAGCCGACAGGAUCCUGCUGAACGCGUGCUGCCCGGGGUGGGUGCAGACAGACGCGGCUGCGGACGAGGGCUGCAGGACUGUGGAGGAGGCAGCCGAGACGCCCGUGUACUUGGCCCUCCUGCCUCCGGACGCUACGGAGCCUCAGGGCCAGCUGGUCUGUGACAAAGUCGUGCAGAACUGGUGGGCAUCUGCUUUGCAGCUCCACGUGUAAUACAUGCCUGUGGGGCGGGGAAGGCUGAGCCAAGUCUGGCCUUGAGCAGGAACGACCAUGAGACUCCCCAGGGAGGCGGGGCAUCUGGAACUGAUCCACUCUGCGAGGCUUGAAGUCUUGGGCCCCAGAAAGAACGAACUCUCAUAGGUCAGCGGCCAUCACCAUCAGCCAGAAGGCUUAGCCCCAGCCCCCAGAGUUCCAUAUUCGGUUUUGCACUCAAAUCCAAGAACUAACAAUUCUGGCACCUUUCCCUGUGCCAUUGGGUCAGGGCAAGGGGGCCAUCUGGAGGAUGAGUGGUCCUGGCCUUGGACUCAGGUCCCAGGCAUUCUCCUGUUGUGUCCCGCUGUUUCUUAGCUUGUCGAUUCUGCAAGGAUAAUGAUUUAUCCUCCAUCCCCUUAGCUCAGCAGCCCUUCUUCCUAACUCAUCCUGCUUUGUGGUAUUUGAGUAUAUUUUUAUGGAUUCUGUCCCAGGAUAAAAAUAAUUGCAACAAAUUCAAAGAUCCUAAUUGGUUUUUAUUUUCAGUUCUAGGAUUGAGCUGUGGCUCCUAUAAAAGAGGGGCGUGUUUGCGGGAGCCAGAGGAGAUUGGGGUGCAGACAGAGAAGGGCUGAGACAGCAGAGGCAGAACAAAAAGCAGAUUGUUCAAAGUUACUUUUCUUGCAAAGGUGAGAGCAGGGAAAACUUCCUUAUUGUGCCAGCUAACACUGGGUCAUUUGGCGAUCUAUCAUCUCUGUUCCGGUUGCUCCAGAGCUUCGGUAAACAGCAUAGCCUUUAGUUUGGUGACACGGGACAUUAGCACAAGAAGGAUGGCUCGCUUGCACCAAGGGCAAGAACUCACUCCAUACCAAGGAAUGUCUAUGCAUUUUUUUUUCUUUUAAACAUUUGUUUUUAUUGGAAAGGUAAAUGGACAGAGAAA
Ochotona curzoniae (black-lipped pika) is the source of this 2319-nucleotide messenger RNA. RefSeq names its product carbonyl reductase 3 (gene CBR3). NCBI's taxonomy places the organism in Eukaryota, Metazoa, Chordata, Mammalia, Lagomorpha, Ochotonidae. The transcript has 3 exons. Gene Ontology annotation, molecular function: carbonyl reductase (NADPH) activity. The record is from RefSeq and is a predicted model, not a curated record. The coding region runs from base 546 to 1406 and encodes 286 amino acids.